Messenger RNA from Silurus meridionalis, 2239 nucleotides. RefSeq names its product eukaryotic translation elongation factor 1 alpha 1b (gene eef1a1b). The transcript is spliced from 8 exons. Gene Ontology annotation, biological process: translation; translational elongation. Gene Ontology annotation, molecular function: GTPase activity; GTP binding; translation elongation factor activity. The record is from RefSeq and is a predicted model, not a curated record. Bases 182 to 1570 code for a protein of 462 amino acids. Lineage: Eukaryota; Metazoa; Chordata; Actinopteri; Siluriformes; Siluridae.
CGACAUCUACUGGAGAUCUCGGGUAUCUCAGCUUGCUUCUACUGAGAGACGUCAUCGGUGGUAUCCAAGCCUCCGUGCAGCAUCAGAGGGAACCGAGCAGCUUCAGUAUCUCCACUGUGAUCCUGCGCCAGGCCUCCAGCGUCGUGCUCAAGGCUCAGUUACUCUGCUGUAACCCAAAACUAUGGGAAAGGAAAAGCUUCACAUCAAUAUAGUGGUCAUUGGUCAUGUGGACUCUGGGAAGUCCACCACCACUGGGCACCUCAUCUACAAGUGUGGCGGCAUCGACAAAAGGACCAUUGAGAAGUUUGAGAAGGAGGCUGCUGAGAUGGGUAAAGGUUCUUUUAAGUAUGCAUGGGUUUUGGAUAAGCUGAAGGCUGAGAGGGAGAGGGGCAUCACCAUCGAUAUCUCCCUUUGGAAGUUUGAGACCAGCAAGUACUAUGUCACCAUCAUUGAUGCCCCUGGACACAGAGACUUUAUUAAAAACAUGAUCACUGGUACCUCCCAGGCAGACUGUGCUGUACUAAUCGUGGCAGCAGGCGUGGGUGAGUUCGAAGCCGGCAUCUCAAAGAAUGGUCAGACCCGCGAGCAUGCCCUACUGGCAUACACGCUGGGUGUGAAGCAGCUGAUCGUGGGCGUCAACAAGAUGGACUCCACUGAGCCUAAUUACAGCCAGAAGCGCUAUGAAGAGAUUGUGAAGGAAGUCAGCACCUACAUCAAGAAGAUUGGCUACAACCCAGAGACAGUGGCCUUUGUGCCGAUCUCUGGCUGGAAUGGGGACAACAUGCUGGAGGCUAGCCCAAAUAUGACAUGGUUUAAGGGCUGGAAGAUCAACCGCAAGGACGGAAGCAUCUCAGGAACGACUCUAUUAGAGGCUCUGGAUGCUAUUCAGCCUCCAACCCGGCCAACUGACAAACCACUGCGCCUCCCACUUCAGGAUGUUUACAAGAUUGGAGGUAUCGGUACAGUCCCAGUUGGCCGUGUUGAGACUGGUAUAUUGAAACCGGCCAUGGUUGUGACAUUUGCCCCUGUAAAUGUAACCACUGAGGUUAAGUCUGUGGAGAUGCAUCACGAGGCUUUGUCUGAGGCAUUGCCUGGGGAUAAUGUGGGAUUUAAUGUAAAAAACGUCUCUGUCAAGGAUAUCCGUCGUGGGAAUGUUGCGGGAGAUAGCAAGAAUGACCCGCCACAGGAAGCUGCUACCUUCACUGCUCAGGUCAUCAUCUUGAACCACCCAGGCCAGAUAAGUGCUGGCUACGCUCCAGUGUUGGACUGCCACACAGCCCACAUUGCCUGCAAGUUUGCUGAACUGAGGGAGAAGAUUGACCGUCGUUCAGGGAAGAAGCUAGAGGACAACCCCAAAUCGCUCAAAUCCGGUGACGCUGCCAUUGUGGACAUGAUCCCAGGCAAGCCCAUGUGUGUGGAGAGCUUCUCUGAGUACCCUCCUCUUGGGCGAUUUGCAGUACGUGACAUGCGUCAGACGGUGGCAGUAGGCGUCAUUAAGGGGGUGGAAAAGAAGACGUCCACUUCAGGCAAAAUCACCAAGUCUGCCCAGAAGGCCCAGAAGAACAAAUGAAUAUUGUGCAGGGCUGCAAUCUCUCGAGUCAGCCACAGCAGAAUCCACGUCAUCCAUACGCUCCUUAGCUUAAUAGUCAAAGCCUGGCAAAUUAUCACAAUGCAUCGCAAGAGUAGACGAAGGAAAAAACAACAACUAACCAACCGCUUUGACAAUGAUGAUUUUAGUUAAUAUAUUGUACCCUUGUAUUUAUGGUUUCUAGUUUCUAGUCUGAAGUGUCAGUAGAUGUUCUGUGAAUAUUACCAGCACCUUAUAGUGUAGAUUAAGUAAAGGAAAAUGUGAUUGUUUCCAUCUUUCCUGCUUAAUGUGCAAAAGUCUGAAAACUUUCCUAACAUUGACCAGCUAUAGUAUGUAGCUAAUGUCCCAAAAUGUGAUCUGGCAUGCAAAUGCAAUCAGCCUUUUCUGCUUCUUGUAGUCAAGGGAUUUUUUUGUUUUACUCUGGUCCGUAUGAAGCUGAUAUGUUUGUGACAUAGCUUUAAAACUUGUAUCGUUUCUGGCUGCAUGCAUGACGCUACCCUGGCUAGUGCACUUUAAUGAGACUCCCUUAGCACUUUGAUAAAGCACGGGCUAAAUACGUUGCACUUGCACUCAUGUACUUUAACAUAUACAUAUAUAUUUCUCCAUAAGCUCAUAUAACAUGGAUCAACAAUAAUAAAACAUUGAGCACUC